AUGAUUCAUAAUGUGAUAGAGAAAUUUGACCUCACUGGUGUACUACAUUUUCAGCUGGCUUUUAUUGUGCCCUCCUUGUUCAUUUUCCUGGGAGGCCUGCUUACCAUCCUGGCUUUCAGGAUAGCCAGAUACACCUAUGGAUUCAUCCUAGCAUACAUCUGGAGGAAAAAGGACAAGGAUGCAUGGUGGCCUUACCAAAGGAAGCAGAGCUCUGUCUAUUGGAUGAGGGUCUUCUCUACAGAGGUGCAGAUGAUGCUGUCAGCCCAGACAUCCACGGGGCGUGUGCUGAUGAUACUGGUGUUUUUCCUGAAUAUUGGCUCGCUCGUAGCAUAUUUUGUCGACCUUAGCGAAAGAGAGACUUCCAAGAUCUACUUCCCAGACAAUAUCCUUUUUAUAGAUACAGGCUUCAAUGCUUUCUUCCUGCUUUACUUUGGAUUACGGUUGGUGGCAGCAGAUGACAAGCUGAGGUUCUGGUUUGAGCUGAAUUCUCUUGUGGAUUUCUUCACCAUUCCUCCAGUUUUUGUUUCGUAUUACUUAAAGAAGAACUGGCUUGGUUUGCGUUUUCUGAGAGCACUGAGGUUGUUAGAACUUCCCCGAAUACUGCAGUUCCUCAGGAUUACCAAGGACAAUUAUUCAAUCAAGCUCUCCAAACUCUUUGCUGUAUUUCUCAGCACAUGGCUCACAGCUGCAGGAUUUAUUCAUCUGGUAGAAAACAAUGGAGAUCCUUGGGUUCACCCUGGCAAUUCUCAGUCCCUCAGCUAUUUCAAGUGCAUGUACCUGGUAAUGGUGACCAUGUCCACUGUGGGCUACGGUGAUGUCGUGGUGAAAACAGCCCUCGGUCGGACCUUCAUUAUUUUCUUCAUCAUUGGUGGUUUGGUACUGUUUGCAAACUUUAGCCCUGAAGUUGUGGAAAUUGUCGAAAGCCAUAAAAGUUACAAAUCCUCCUAUGAAGUGGUGAGUGGGAAAAACUAUAUUGUUGUCUGCGGAAAUAUCACUCUGGAGAGUGUCACUGCUUUCCUACAAGACUUCUUGCUUCAGGACAAGGGAAACGUUUGCACAGAAAUCCUUUUUCUGGGAGAGUCUCUUCCUAGUCUGGAGCUGGAAGCUGUAUUCAAAUGCUAUUCAGCCUACACUACUUUUUUUUAUGGCUCUGCACUGAACUUGGAAGAUCUAAAGAGAGUUGGGAUGGCUUCUGCAAGCGCCUGUCUCAUUCUAGCCGAUAUUAACUCUCUGCAACCUUAUACUGAAGAUACUUCCAAUAUCAUGAGAGUGCUGUCGAUCAAGAAUAACUGCCCAAACACGAGAGUGAUUUUACAAAUAAUUCAGUCUCAUAACAAGGUCUAUCUGCAAAACAUCCCCAAUUGGGGCUGGAGGACAGGAGAUGACAUCAUCUGUUUGGCUGAGCUCAAGCUGGGCUUUAUAGCCCAAAGCUGCUUGGUUCCCGGCUUGACUGAUCUCCUGACUAACUUGUUCAUUGGGAAAGAGAAGACUGAGACAAAGAGAAAAUACGUGGAGAACAAGAUGCUUCUGGAAGACAGAGACUACAGAGUGAUAACUUUCCUGCUCUCCAGUGAUUUCAUAGGCAUGACGUUUGGUGAGGUUUGUCGGUUGUGCUUUGUUAAAUUGGACCUUGUCUUGUUGGGGAUUGAAUUCAAGUUUGGCAGUCAAGGAGAGAGCACAAUCCUGAUCAAUCCGUCUGUGCCGAUAAAGCUGCAUCGAAAUACAAUGGGCUUUUUUAUUGCUCAUUCCCUGGCGGAAGUCAAAAGGGCACAUUUCUACUGUAAAGCCUGUCAUAGUGAUAUAAAGGAUCCAGAGCAAAUUAAAAAAUGUUAUUGUAAAGGCAGACUUCGCUCAAAACCUUUCUCAGAGAGACUGAAAUUCUAUCAAGAAUCACUGCAUAUUUUGGAUGGGGAACUUGUAAGGUCAAGGUCCUAUGGGAUUCUACCAUCUCUGAGCUUCGUCAAUGGGGAUUUGGAUGUCGAAGGAGAGGAGAGCAGCAGAGUCACCCUGGACCCAACAGGAAGGUUCCACUGGUGCGACCCUGUCCCGCUGCAGGACGCUCUCCUGACUUGCAAGGACCAAGCUCUACAGAACCUUCAGGAUCACAUUUUGGUUUGUGUGUUUGGCGAUGCGAACUCACCGCUGAUUGGGCUGCAGGACUUCGUGAUGCCCUUACGAGCCAGUAACUUCCUUUACCAAGAGCUGAAAGACAUUGUAUUUCUUGGGCCUUUGGAGUAUCUGCAAAGAGAAUGGAAAUUUAUUCAGAAUUUCCCAAAGCUGUGGUUAUUCUCAGGCAGCGCGCUGGCGUGCGCGGACCUGCGGGCGCUCGGCGUGGAGCACUGCGCCGCCUGCGCCAUCCUGUCCUCCACCAGCGGCGCCAGCAACCCGGCCCUGGUGGACACCGAGAGCAUCCUGGCCACGCUCAACGUGCGCUCCAUGCAGAGCCGGCCCGGCUCCCUAGAGACUGUUUUCGGAAUGAGUGCAUUUGGGAAUCAAUCAGAGCCAUGUUAUAAAAGGAUCCCCAUCACCACAGAGCUGAAGUCUUCCCCAAAUGUCCAGUUCAUCAAUCAAGCUUUCGACCUCAAUUCUGAGCUCAUAGACCAAGAUGAAUUUUUCACCACUGCUGCCUGCGCAGGGGAUAUCUUCUCAGAUAGCUUCUUGAAUUCCCUUUUGUCUAUCACCUACUACAACCAUCACAUCUUGGCUUUGCUGCAGACUUUGGUGACGAACGGGACCAGCGCGGCGCUGGAGGAGCGGCUGCUGGAGAAGGGCAGCGUCCUGGGCAGGUUUCCCCGCAGAGCCGCGCACCGCGCCUCCCGCGCCAGGUCCAAGCUGGCGCUCCUGCCGCUCUCCACGAGGCUGCUGCCGGACGCCACGGAGAACUGCUUUGGAGACGUUUACUGCCGAGCUUUAGAUUUGUUUGGGAUACUCUGCUUUGGGCUCUACCGUCUGAUGGACGAGCCCAAUCCGUGCAAGAAUAGGUUUGUGAUUGCUCGUCCCUGCAGCAGCUUGAAGAUGUUGCGCUCAGAUCUGCUCUUCUGUGUCGUUCCGUUCAACUCUGAAGCUGAUGACCUUGGCAUGGAGGGGAGAGUCAGCUCCGAAGCAAGAAACCAGGUAGCAAAGACAGCCUCAUCCCAGAGUUAG
This is a messenger RNA of Tinamus guttatus (white-throated tinamou), 3144 nucleotides long. Lineage: Eukaryota; Metazoa; Chordata; Aves; Tinamiformes; Tinamidae. The record is from RefSeq and is a predicted model, not a curated record.